Schizosaccharomyces japonicus yFS275 is the source of this 2108-nucleotide messenger RNA. RefSeq names its product Sds3-like family protein Dep1. The coding region runs from base 213 to 1418 and encodes 401 amino acids. The transcript has a single exon. The record is from RefSeq and is a predicted model, not a curated record. Gene Ontology annotation, cellular component: nucleoplasm; nucleus. NCBI's taxonomy places the organism in Eukaryota, Fungi, Ascomycota, Schizosaccharomycetes, Schizosaccharomycetales, Schizosaccharomycetaceae.
UUGGUUACUUGGAGCGCGACAUUUUGUUACCCAUAAACUGCUUGCGAACCUACAAACUUCCAAUCUCACCCAUCCAAGUCCAAAUUUUGCGCGAAACACUCAUAUAGCAGUAGCCUGAACGGAUCUGUUCCGUUCUAGAAAAACACAGCGUGUACCCUAGGUGAACAGAGUCAUUGGACUCAUUGAUCAGUGAAUUACACUCUAUCAACAGAAUGGAGUCCAUCGUGAUCCAAAAUUCGACAAACAUGGGAAAACAGAACGAUUUUAGCACGUCCUCAACUAGCCGUGGUCAAAAGGACAGAGAGGUGGAUGUUCCAACACUCGACAACAACAUGAAUUCUUCUGCUCGUCAAACGACUUCUCUGUCAGCGAACAGUUUGCAUAAAAAACGAAUGUCCCAGGACUUUUUAGAGCCCCCGAACUCGAAGCGUUUUGAGGCUACAUCACUUGUGGAGCAAGAAACAAAAACAAUGAAUCGUGAAAUUACAAUGGCAGGUGAUGGUGCUGCCUCGGAGGCAGAGACAGUCAUGAUUCCAGAAGGUGUUCAUGAUGAGCCUGCUUUAAACUCAUCAACUUCUGAACAACGAUCUCGCAUAUCUGUAAAGGAAGAGGAUACCGACGAAAAAAUGACUACUGCGGAAAGCGCUACAGACACGCAGGAUACGAUACCGAAGGCUACAACGCCUUCAAUGGUUUCGACGAAGGGCCGUAAGCGGAAAAGACGCAAUGACAAACGGACACGACAACACACGUCUGCCGAAUCGGCUGCUUCGUCUGAUGAAGAAAAGAGUGCUACCGAUAGUAAGGUGGCUAACGACUCUCAUGAUGGGGAAGAUGAAAAAACUCAAAAGAGAAAGGAAGCGUUGGAUGCUUUAGUUGAACUUGAAAUGGAAUUCUCGAUUCUCCGACAACGCUUGUUCGGCAAAAAACUUGCCCGGCUGACGGAACAAGAACGAUUGAUUGAAAAAGACGUGCAUCCACGUUUGAAUGCAUGUAUGGAUUUUUUUCUGAAAAAACGCGACAAACGUCUCGACAUGGCGUCAAAGUUGUUAAAGUUUCAACUCUCUAGCAUUGACAAGUUUUUUGCUUUUGUUGUCCGACAACGUCAUUUUCAAUAUCGGCACGAUUUACGGAAACUUCGUCAGUUGUUACUGAACCAGACAUCCGCUCGAAUUUACCAGCUCCAGCGUGACAUGGGUCGCUCGCUCUCUCGAACGCCGUCCGCCAAUGCACCAAACCCAUAUCGGUGGUCAGCAGUUAUGUUCCGUCAACAGUCUGAACGGCAAGCUGCCAUGUUGUCUGAACUGAACAAUGCAGUUGGCUUUCCUGCGGCUGCUCAAUUGGAAGGUGUCUCGGCCGAGGAAGCCGCUAGUGAUUUGCGGGAACUAGGCAUUUCACUAACAACUGAUGGCUCUUAAACUUUUAUUAGCUUACUCAAUCUCGUGCUCUUUUCACUCUUUUGUUGCAUUCGAGGUUCAUUCGUUUUCGACCGUUUCCCCUUGUCCAGUACAACGUCGACACAGAGUUGCAUCAAUCCACCCCUCUACUUAAAGUUCACCAUGUUUCUGUUCAGUUAGCACACUACAGUUGCUAUUUCCAGCUUGUUUCAUUACUUAGUGCUUUUCAUGCUCCUUCUCCCUGUGAUGCUGUUUUGGACAGACCUGACACAUGUGAGUUGCCUGUUUCUCUCCGCAAUCCUUCUUCCUUCUCGCUUCUUUAUAUUCCACCUCACUUCUUUUUUUUUUAUUUCCUGCAUUUUUGGUUUACGGUCGUUUGUUAAAAUUUGCGUUUUUACAGUUUGUCAUACUUGAUCCCUGCGUCAAUUUCUGUCCGAUGUUUAACAACAUCUACCCUCCCGUGUCCCUUGUGUUCAUACCUUUUUUGAACUGCACUCUCUGCCACUCCACGUUGUUCGUUUCCGGCGCAAUGAUUAUAGCACUCGUGAAGAAGAACAUGUCAUUGACGAUGUGUGGACAGUACGGCCAAAAGAUAUUAUUUACUACUACUACACUUUUGUUUGGUUAACCCGCAAGGAAGUCUUUCUAAACUUUUCUUCAUAAUUUAAUGAAUGUGUAAACUAUUAACAUAUAUAAUCCUUCCUUCUUCCA